UGCAGUUAAUACAGCAGGGACUGUGGCUCCCCACGGCUGAGUAACGGAUUACUCUUACGGUGGAGCUCGCGCUGCUCGGGUGGGGUAUCUGGCUCUCGGUGUAUUCACCGACCAGACAACUGCAGUGGGCUCGUUUCACGUUAUACUCGUUCCGGGGCGCCGCUGUCGGGCACUGAGCUCCGUGCGCUUUCUGUAGCUGCAACAUACACUGAGUGAUGCGCGACCAGCCAGCUCCAUCCCGCACAAACCCCCACAGGAGGUGACUUGAUCGGCAUAUGACAUUCUCCAGGUCAUCGCCUGGAGCAAACAGAGCUGCUCUGCCUACCUACGGAUAUCAGAUCAAACCAAUAACAAUGCAUGGCUUGUAAGCCGCCAGUCAUGGCUCAUAGGAAGAGGCCGGGGAGCAGCGGAGGAAACAGUAUGGCUGCUCCAGGCCCCGCCUCCUGUCCCGCCCCUCAUCCUACAGAGUCAUGUGAUCUGAAGGCCCUCCCCGCUCGGCCACGCCCAGUACGCUACCCCAAAGAGUCGCAUGAUGCAAAACCACACCCCCGUUCCUGCAAGGCACAAUAUUCUUCUCCCAAGUCUCAACACGUGACUCGCAGCCAUCCGGAGGUGGAAGUAGAUGCAGCAGAGGUUGAAGUGAAGCGAUACAGCAACCAAGCAGAUCCAGAAGUGGUGGACCAGCGGCCAGCAACGCCCUCCACGCCAGAACAUGAACAUGAACAUGAACAUGAACAUGAACAUGACCGAGACGACCAUGGCCGCGCAGAUUUCCACGGCGGAGCUGACAGCCUGGAUGACGACUCCAGCUCUGACUACAUUAACAACACCUCUGAUGACGAGGAAGACUAUGAUGAUGGGCUGGCGGAGGAGGAUGAAGGUGUGACUUACUACAUCCGUUACUGCCCAGAGGACGACAGCUACCUGGAAGGUAUGGACUGCAGCAGCCAGGGAGACUGCAACCAUAGCCACAACCACAACCACAGCCAGGGGGACUGUGUCACCGUCAUGCAGCCGGGCGGAGCCCACACUGAUGAAUGUCAGGAGGCCGUGGAGGGGUGGGCCGAGGAGGCGGAGGCGGAGGUGGAGGGGGAGGUAAGAGAGGAGGAAUGGGUGGAAGAUGAGGAGGGAGAGGUGGCAGUGAGGGAGGAGUGGAGAGAAGAGGAGGAAGAGGUGAGGGAAGAGUGGAGAGAGGGAGAUGAGGAGGCGAGGGAGGAGUGGAGAGAGGAGGAGCAGGUCAGGCAGGAGCAGUGGGCGGGACGAGAGAGGCAUAGCGUGGAGGAGUGGGCCGAGGGAGAAGGAGGAGAGGUCCGCUGCGAGGUGGUGGAACAAGAUCCAGACGAACAGAUUUACAAUGGAAGACCAGAACCCAUCCUGGACCACCACCAUCACCACCACCUCCACCACCAACCCGACACCCUGCACACCCGAGAGGAGGAGGAGGAGGAGGAGGCAGAGAGCGAGGAGUACUGUCCAAAUGAGGAGGAGGAUGAGGAAGGUGACGAGGAGGAGAGACAUGGGAGGGCCUACACCGGAGACUACUACGCCCCAGAGGACAAUGGGAACUCGGUGCGAGUGUCUCCGUACCGUAGCCGCAAGGUGCUGGUGGUGGAGGGGGAGACGGGGGAGGAGGCGGAGGAGGACAUUGACCAAAUUGUUGCGGAGAUCAAGAUGAGUAUGAGCAUGGGCAGUCUGAGCAGCGGCACCGAUCAGAGCCCGGAGGAGCUGGCGCAGGACCCCGCACCAAGCGACUACCCUCACCCGAAGCCUGACCCGGCCCCCUACCCGCCUGCCCACCACCGCCACGACAGCAGGCCCAAGUCCCUGAACCUGCCCUCCAUGCACCACAACAACCCCGACCUCCAGAGGGGCAUCAAGGCACAUGCACGCUCCCCCGACGACCGGCAGAGAUGGCAACAAGAGCAGGUGAGCAACGGUGCAGAGCAACCCAGAAAACAGCAGCGCUCCGACCUCAACGUUCCCCUGGAGAACAACAAUGUACCCGAGCCAACAAAGAAGGUUGCGUCGUUCCCGAGCUUUGUCGAUGUCCCAGGACCCUGCGAACCAGAAGACCUGAUUGAUGGAAUAAUCUUCGCUGCUAACUACUUGGGCUCCACUCAGCUGCUGUCUGAGAGGAACCCCUCCAAGAACAUACGCAUGAUGCAGGCCCAGGAAGCUGUCAGCAGGGUCAAGAGGGUACAGAAGGCUGCCAAAAUCAAGAAAAAGGCGAAUGCAGACGGAGAUGCUCAAACCCUCACUGAGGUUGAUCUGUUCAUCUCCACCCAGAGGAUCAAAGUCCUCAACGCAGACUCACAGGAAACGAUGAUGGACAACGCGCUCCGCACCAUAUCCUACAUCGCCGAUAUCGGGAACAUCGUGGUCCUGAUGGCGAGACGCCGGAUGCCCCGCACAGCCUCCCAGGACUGUAUCGAAACUACACCCGGGGCCCCCGAGGCAAAGAAGCAGUACAAGAUGAUAUGCCAUGUCUUUGAGUCAGAAGAUGCCCAGCUCAUCGCUCAGUCCAUCGGCCAGGCGUUCAGCGUCGCUUACCAGGAGUUCCUGAGAGCCAAUGGCAUCAACCCUGAAGACCUGAGUCAGAAGGAGUACAGCGACAUCAUCAACACCCAGGAGAUGUACAAUGACGACCUCAUUCACUUCUCCAACUCUGAAAACUGCAAAGAGCUGCAGCUGGAGAAGAGUAAAGGGGAGAUCCUGGGUGUGGUGAUUGUGGAGUCCGGCUGGGGCUCCAUCCUGCCCACGGUGAUCCUCGCCAACAUGAUGAACGGCGGGCCAGCGGCUCGAUCUGGCAAGCUCAGCAUCGGAGACCAGAUCAUGUCCAUCAACAACACCAGCCUCGUGGGGCUGCCACUCGCCACCUGUCAGGGAAUCAUUAAGGGCUUAAAGAACCAGGUUCAGGUGAAAAUGAACAUUGUCAGCUGCCCUCCGGUUACCACCGUCCUCAUUAAGAGACCAGAUCUAAAGUACCAGCUGGGCUUCAGUGUCCAGAACGGCAUCAUUUGCAGUCUGAUGCGAGGAGGCAUCGCUGAGCGAGGAGGAGUCCGUGUGGGUCACAGGAUCAUCGAGAUCAACGGGCAGAGCGUGGUGGCCACAGCGCACGAGAAGAUCGUCCAGGCCCUCUCCAACUCUGUUGGCGAGAUCCACAUGAAGACGAUGCCGGCGGCCAUGUUCAGACUGCUAACAGGACAGGAGACACCUAUGUACAUAUAAUGGAUGGCCAGGGACCGUUCCACAGGACAGGCCGUCAGCUGUGAUUGGUUGUCUGACGGGACAAACCAAGCUGACCAGCGAGCGGGGGGACGGGGGACGAUUGCUUCUCCCCGUCCGUUCCAUCUCUCCUCUUUUUUCUUUUUCUUUCUUUGAGCUGAUGACUUCAAUUCCUCAUCACCUCUCCUUCUCUGUGCUUAACAUGCAAAACGGCCAUUUUAUUGACAUGAGAUGCUUUUUUCCAUCUGACCAGCUGAAGAGACUGUGUGUGUGUAUGUGUGUGUGUGUGUGAGAGAGUGUGUGUGUUAUUUAUUUGUCCUGUCUGUGCUUCUCCGUGUCACUCCAGUGAGAUUCGUGUGGACGGACUUAUCGAGCGAAUGCGUCACAAUUUAUUUUUUUAUAUCCAUGUAAUGCAAUAUGAUACUUCUACUAUACUCCUUGUAUAGUUUCAUUUUCUUCUCUGUUUAUUUAUUUCUCAUGUAAAUACAUAUUUUGCUAAUAUGAAGGCGGUGGUGGGGGAGGGAGGGAGGGGGCCACAGCUGCACUGUAAAUAUUUAUUGAAUCUCGCCGUUGAACUGAAACGGUUCCGUGAUGACGGCGAAGACACAAUGAAAAAUGUGGGAUGUUAUAGUGGUGAAAAAGUGGGAAUGUGUUUGAAAUGUUGGGGUUAGAUAUGCUACGUUGGUUUAAUGUACAUGUGAAUCGAACCAUUGCUCGCAGCAAGGGUUUAUGGGAGAAACGCCAUAUCCUUUUUUGAUUUUCCUUCAUUUAACGGCAAUACACGAGUUCAACCUCUGAAGUCUUUUUUCUAAAUCUCAUGUACAAACACUCGCACACAUUUAAAUAACAAGCAACCGAGUAAAACUAUUAACAUGCAUCGAUUAUGCUUUUGAUAUCAAAGUCACAUGUAUGAAAAGUUUCUUUUUUGCGUGCUACUCUACUGUGUGUUCAUCUUUAGUGUUCCUGACUGAAGCUCAUGCAUACUAUGAGUGGAUUGUGAAUGUAACUGUGUUGUGCGAGCUGUCCCAUUGCCAUAAGCAGUAUUAGAAUGUCUGUACAUAAAGAGAAACGUGUCUAGUAUUGUGCUCAUGUUAAAAACAAACAAACAAACAAACAAACAAACAAAACAAAACACACAGGUUUAGUCACUGCAAACAUUUCCCCACCUGUAUGUUGGCUUUCAGUCUCGAGAGGGAAAGAGAGAACUGUGAAUCACACACUGUGACAGAAACAAGCCUUACCGCCCGGUAAAGGUUUUACAAUGCAUCGUAGUAAAUUUUAACCAUAUGAACAUUAUCUGUGUGCAUGCCUCGUAAAGUAGUUUCAUGUCAUUGUGGCAAGAUAAUAAAAUCUGAGCUAAA
Messenger RNA from Centropristis striata (black sea bass), 4586 nucleotides. RefSeq names its product amyloid beta (A4) precursor protein-binding, family A, member 2b (gene apba2b). Gene Ontology annotation, molecular function: protein binding; amyloid-beta binding. Gene Ontology annotation, biological process: chemical synaptic transmission. Lineage: Eukaryota; Metazoa; Chordata; Actinopteri; Perciformes; Serranidae. Gene Ontology annotation, cellular component: cytoplasm; dendritic spine; plasma membrane. Bases 358 to 3228 code for a protein of 956 amino acids. The transcript is spliced from 15 exons. The record is from RefSeq and is a predicted model, not a curated record.